AUGGAGGAGAAGGGGGCGGGCGGGGGGGGGCUGGUGCUGCAGAUCCCCCUCCCCCACUGCUGCACCCGCAGCAGGGGGAUGGAGGAGAAGGGGUGGGGGGGGCAGGGGGGGCUGGUGCCGCAGAUCCCCUCCCCCCUUCUGCUGCACCCACAGCAGGGUAAUGGAAGAGAAGGGGGGGGGGGGCGGGGGGGGCUGCAGGGGGAAGGAGGAGAAGGGGGGGCGAGGGGCACCCACGAGGGGGUGCGAGGGGCACUCACGAGGGGGUUCGAGGGGCACUCACGAGGGGGUGCGAGGGGCACUCACGAGGGGGUGCGAGGGGCACUUACGAGGGGGUGCGAGGGGCACUCACGAGGGGGUGCAAGGGGCACUCACGAGGGGGUGCGAGUGGUACUCACAAGGGGGUGCGAGGGGCACUCACGAGGGGGGUGCGAGGGGCACUCACGAGGGGGUGCGAGGGGCACUUGCACUCACGAGGGGGUGCGAGGGGCACCCACGAGGGGGUGCGAGGGGCACUCACGAGGGGGUGCAAAGGGCACUCACGAGGGAGUGCGAGGGGCACUCAUGAGGGGGUGCAAGGGGCACUCACGAGGGGGUGCGAGGGGCACUCACGAGGGAGUGCGAGGGGCACUCACGAGGGGGUGCGAGGGGCACUCACGAGGGGGUGCGAGGGGCACCUCACGAGGGGGUGCGAGGGGCACUCAUGAGGGGGUGCGAGGGGCACUCACGAGGGGGUGCGAGGGGCACUCACGAGGGGGUGCGAGAGGCACUCACGAGGGGGUGCAAGGGGCACUCACGAGGGGGUGCAAGGGGCACUCACGAGGGGGUGCGAGGGGGCACUCACGAGGGGGUGCAAAGGGGCACUCACGAGGGGGUGCAAGGGGCACUCACGAGGGGGUGCGAGGGGCACUCACGAGAUGGUGCAAAGGGCACUCACAAGAGAGUGCGAGGGGCACUCACGAGGGGGUGCGAGGGGCACUCACGAGGGGGUGGGAAGGGCACUCACGAGGGGGUGCGAUGGGCACUCACGAGGGGGUGCGAGGGGCACUCACGAGGGGGUGCGAGGGGCACUCACGAGGGGGUGGGAAGGGCACUCACGAGGGGGUGGGCACUCACGAGGGGGUGCGAGGGGCACUCACGAGGGAGUGCGAGGGGCACUCACGAGGGGGUGCGAGGGGCACUCACGAGGGGGUGCAAGGGGCACCUCACGAGGGGGUGCGAGGGGCACUCAUGAGGGGGUGCGAGGGGCACUCACGAGGGGGUGCGAGGGGCACUCACGAGGGGGUGCGAGAGGCACUCACGAGGGGGUGCAAGGGGCACUCACGAGGGGGUGCGAGGGGCACUCACGAGGGGGUGGAAAGGGGCACUCACGAGGGGGUGCAAGGGGCACUCACGAGGGGGUGCGAGGGGCACUCACGAGAUGGUGCAAAGGGCACUCACAAGAGAGUGCGAGGGGCACUCACGAGGGGGUGCGAGGGGCACUCACGAGGGGGUGGGAAGGGCACUCACGAGGGGGUGCGAUGGGCACUCACGAGGGGGUGCGAGGGGCACUCACGAGGGGGUGCGAGGGGCACUCACGAGGGGGUACAAGGGGCACUCACGAGGGAGUGCGAGGGGCACUCACAAGGGGGUGCGAGGGGCACUCACGAGGGGUGCAAGGGGCACUCACGAGGGGGUGCGAGGGGCACUCACGAGGGGGUGGGAAGGGCACUCACGAGGGGGUGUGAGGGGCACUCACGAGGGGGUGCAAAGGGGCACUCACGAGGGGGUGCAAGGGGCACUCACGAGCGGGUGCGAGGGGCACUCACGAGGGGGUGCCAAGGGCACUCACGAGGGGGUGCAAAGGGGCACUCACGAGGGGGUGCGAGGGGCACUCACGAGGGGGUGCAAAGGGCACUAACGAGGGAGUGCGAGGGGCACUCACGAGGGGGUGCGAGGGGCACUCACGAGGGGGUGCAAAGGGGCACUCACGAGGGGGUGCAAGGGGCACUCACGAGGGGGUACGAGGGGCACUCACGAGGGGGUGCAAAGGGCACUCACGAGGGAGUGAAAGGGGCACUCACGAGGGGGUGCGAGGGGCACUCACGAGGUGGUGCAAAGGGCACUAAUGAGGGAGUGCGAGGGGCACUCACAAGGGGGGGCACUCACGAGGGGGUGCAAGGGGCACUCACGAGGGGGUGGGAAGGGCACUCACGAGGGGGUGCGAGGGGCACUCACGAGGGGGUGCGAGGGGCACUAACGAGAGGGUACGAGGGGCACUCACGAGGGAGUGCGAGGGGCACUCACGAGGGGGUGCGAGGGGCACUCACGAGGGGGUUCGAGGGGCACUCACGAGGGGGUGCGAGGGGCACUCACGAGGGGGUGCGAGGGGCACUUACGAGGGGGUGCGAGGGGCACUCACGAGGGGGUGCAAGGGGCACUCACGAGGGGGUGCGAGUGGUACUCACAAGGGGGUGCGAGGGGCACUCACGAGGGGGGUGCGAGGGGCACUCACGAGGGGGUGCGAGGGGCACUUGCACUCACGAGGGGGUGCGAGGGGCACCCACGAGGGGGUGCGAGGGGCACUCACGAGGGGGUGCAAAGGGCACUCACGAGGGAGUGCGAGGGGCACUCAUGAGGGGGUGCAAGGGGCACUCACGAGGGGGUGCGAGGGGCACUCACGAGGGAGUGCGAGGGGCACUCACGAGGGGGUGCGAGGGGCACUCACGAGGGGGUGCGAGGGGCACCUCACGAGGGGGUGCGAGGGGCACUCAUGAGGGGGUGCGAGGGGCACUCACGAGGGGGUGCGAGGGGCACUCACGAGGGGGUGCGAGAGGCACUCACGAGGGGGUGCAAGGGGCACUCACGAGGGGGUGCAAGGGGCACUCACGAGGGGGUGCGAGGGGCUCUCACGAGGGGGUGCAAAGGGGCACUCACGAGGGGGUGCAAGGGGCACUCACGAGGGGGUGCGAGGGGCACUCACGAGAUGGUGCAAAGGGCACUCACAAGAGAGUGCGAGGGGCACUCACGAGGGGGUGCGAGGGGCACUCACGAGGGGGUGGGAAGGGCACUCACGAGGGGGUGCGAUGGGCACUCACGAGGGGGUGCGAGGGGCACUCACGAGGGGGUGGGAAGGGCACUCACGAGGGGGUGGGCACUCACGAGGGGGUGCGAGGGGCACUCACGAGGGAGUGCGAGGGGCACUCACGAGGGGGUGCGAGGGGCACUCACGAGGGGGUGCAAGGGGCACCUCACGAGGGGGUGCGAGGGGCACUCAUGAGGGGGGUGCGAGGGGCACUCACGAGGGGGUGCGAGGGGCACUCACGAGGGGGUGCGAGAGGCACUCACGAGGGGGUGCAAGGGGCACUCACGAGGGGGUGCGAGGGGCACUCACGAGGGGGUGGAAAGGGGCACUCACGAGGGGGUGCAAGGGGCACUCACGAGGGGGUGCGAGGGGCACUCACGAGAUGGUGCAAAGGGCACUCACAAGAGAGUGCGAGGGGCACUCACGAGGGGGUGCGAGGGGCACUCACGAGGGGGUGGGAAGGGCACUCACGAGGGGGUGCGAUGGGCACUCACGAGGGGGUGCGAGGGGCACUCACGAGGGGGUGCGAGGGGCACUCACGAGGGGGUACAAGGGGCACUCACGAGGGAGUGCGAGGGGCACUCACAAGGGGGUGCGAGGGGCACUCACGAGGGGUGCAAGGGGCACUCACGAGGGGGUGCGAGGGGCACUCACGAGGGGGUGGGAAGGGCACUCACGAGGGGGGUGUGAGGGGCACUCACGAGGGGGUGCAAAGGGGCACUCACGAGGGGGUGCAAGGGGCACUCACGAGCGGGUGCGAGGGGCACUCACGAGGGGGUGCCAAGGGCACUCACGAGGGAGUGCGAGGGGCACUCACGAGGGGGUGCGAGGGGCACUCACGAGGGGGUGCGAGGGGCACUCACGAGGGGGUGCAAGGGGCACUCACGAGGGGGUGCAAGGGGGCACUCACGAGGGGGUGCGAGGGGCACUCACGAGGGGGUGCAAAGGGGCACUCACGAGGGGGUGCGAGGGGCACUCACGAGGGGGUGCAAAGGGCACUAACGAGGGAGUGCGAGGGGCACUCACGAGGGGGUGCGAGGGGCACUCACGAGGGGGUGCAAAGGGGCACUCACGAGGGGGUGCAAGGGGCACUCACGAGGGGGUGCGAGGGGCACUCACGAGGGGGUGCAAAGGGCACUCACGAGGGAGUGAAAGGGGCACUCACGAGGGGGUGCGAGGGGCACUCACGAGGUGGUGCAAAGGGCACUAAUGAGGGAGUGCGAGGGGCACUCACAAGGGGGUGCGAGGGGCACUCACGAGGGGGUGGGAAGGGCAGUCACGAGGGGGUGCGAGGGGCACUCAUGAGGGGGUGCAAAGGGGCACUCACGAGGGGGUGCAAGGGGCACUCACGAGGGGGGUGGGAAGGGCACUCACGAGGGGGUGCGAGGGGCACUCACGAGGGGGUGCGAGGGGCACUAACGAGGGGGUACGAGGGGCACUCACGAGGGAGUGCGAGGGGCACUCACGAGGGGGUGCGAGGGGCACUCACGAGGGGGUGGGAAGGGCACUCACGAGGGGGUGCGAGGGGCACUCACGAGGGGGUGCGAGGGGCACUCACGAGGGAGUGCAAGGGGCACUCACGAGGGGGUGCGAGGGGCACUCACGAGGGGGUGCAAAGUGGCACUCACGAAGGGGGGGCAAGGGGCACUCACGAGGGGGUGCGAGGGGCACUCACGAGGGGGGGCAAAGGGCACUCACGAGGGAGGAGUGCGAGGGGCACUCACAAGGAGGUGCGAGGGGCACUCACGAGGGGGUGGGAAGGGCAGUCACGAGGGGGUGCGAGGGGCACUCACGAGGGGGUGCAAAGGGGCACUCACGAGGGGGUGCAAGGGGCACUCACGAGGGGGUGGGAAGGGCACUCACGAGGGGGUGCGAUGGUCACUCACGAGGGGGUGCGAGGGGCACUCACGAGGGGGUGCGAGGGGCACUCACGAGGGGGUACGAGGGGCACUCACGAGGGAGUGCGAAGGGCACUCACGAGGGGGUGCGAGGGGCACUCUCGAGGGGGUGCAAGGGGCACUCACGAGGGGGUGCGAGGGGCACUCACGAGGGGGUGGGAAGGGCACUCACGAGGGGGUGUGAGGGGCACUCACGAGGGGGUGCAAAGGGGCACUCACGAGGGGGUGCAAGGGGCACUUACGAGCGGGUGCGAGGGGCACUCACGAGGGGGUGUUAAGGGCACUCACGAGGGAGUGCGAGGGGCACUCACGAGGGGGUGCGAGGGGCACUCACGAGGGGGUGGGAAGGGCACUCACGAGGGGGUGCGAGGGGCACUCACGAGAGGGUGCAAAGGGGCACUCACGAGGGGGUGCAAGGGGCACUCACGAGGGGGUGCGAGGGGCACUCACGAGAGGGUGCAAAGGGCACUCACGAGGGAGUGCGAGGGGCACUCACGAGGGGGGGCACUCACGAGGGGGUGGGAAGGGCACUCACGAGGGGGUGCGAGGGGCACUCACGAGGGGGUGCAAAGGGGCACUCACGAGGGGUUCAAGGGGCACUCACGAGGGGGUGCGAGGGGCGCUCACGAGGGGGUGCGAGGGGCACUCACAAGGGGGUGGGAAGGGCACUCACGAGAGGGUGCGAGGGGCACUCACGAGGGGGUUCAAGGGGCACUCACGAGGGGGUGCGAGGGGCGCUCACGAGGGGGUGCGAGGGGCACUCACGAGGGGGUGCGAGGGGCACUCACGAGGGGGUACGAGGGGGCACUGACGAGGGAGUGCGAGGGGCACUCACGAGGGGGUGCGAGGGGCACUCACGAGGGGGUGCAAGGGGCACUCACGAGAGGGUGCGAGGGGCACUCACGAGGGGGUGCAAAGGGGCACUCACGAGGGGGUGGGAAGGGCACUCACAAGGGGGUGCAAAGGGGCACUCACGAGGGGGUGCAAGGGGCACUCACGAGGGGGUGGGAAGGGCACUCACGAGGGGGUGCGAUGGGCACUCACGAGGGGGUGCGAGGGGCACUCACGAGGGGGUGCGAGGGGCACUCACGAGGGGGUACGAGGGGCACUCACGAGGGAGUGCGAGGGGCACUCACGAGGGGGUGCGAGGGGCACUCACGAGGGGGUGCAAGGGGCACUCAUGAGGGGGUGCGAGGGGCACUCACGAGGGGGUGGGAAGGGCACUCACGAAGGGGUGUGAGGGGCACUCACGAGGGGGUGCAAAGGGGCACUCACGAGGGGGUGCAAGGGGCACUCACGAGCGGGUGCGAGGGGCACUCACGAGGGGGUGCCAAGGGCACUCACGAGGGAGUGCGAGGAGCACUCACGAGGGGGUGCGAGGGGCACUCACGAGGGGGUGGGAAGGGCACUCACGAGGGGGUGCGAGGGGCACUCACGAGGGGGUGCAAACGGGCACUCACGAGGGGGUACGAGGGGCACUCACGAGGGGGUGGGAAGGGCACUCACGAAGGGGUGCGAGGGGCACUCACGAGGGGGUGCAAAGGGGCACUCACGAGGGGGUGCAAGGGGCACUCACGAGGGGGUGAGAAGGGCACUCACGAGGGGGUGCGAUGGGCACUCACGAGGGGGUGCGAGGGGCACUCACGAGGGGGUGCGAGGGGCACUCACGAGGGGGUACGAGGGGCACUCACGAGGGAGUGCGAGGGGCACUCACGAGGGGGUGCGAGGGGCACUCACGAGGGGGUGCAAGGGGCACUCACGAGGGGGGGCACUCACGAGGGGGUGCAAGGGGCACUCACGAGCGGGUGCGAGGGGCACUUACGAGGGGGUGCAAAGGGCACUCACGAGGGAGUGCGAGGGGCACUCACGAGGGGGUGCGAGGGGCACUCACGAGGGGGUGCGAGGGGCAGUCACGAGGGGGUGCAAGGGGCACUCACGAGGGGGUGCGAGGAGCACUCACGAGGGGGUGCAAAGGGGCACUCACGAGGGGGUGCGAGGGGCACUCACGAGGGGGUGCAAAGGGCACUAACGAGGGAGUGCGAGGGGCACUCACGAGGGGGUGCGAGGGGCACUCAAGAGGGGGUGGGAAGGGCACUCACGAGGGGGUGUGAGGGGCACUCACGAGGGGGGUGCAAAGGGGCACUCACAAGGGGGUGCAAGGGGCACUCACGAGGGGGUGCGAGGGGCACUCACGAGGGGGUGCAAAGGGCACUCACGAGGGAGUGCGAGGGGCACUCACGAGGGGGUGCGAGGGGCACUCACGAGGGGGUGCAAAAGGCACUAAUGAGGGAGUGCAAGGGGCACUCACAAGGGGGUGCGAGGGGCACUCACGAGGGGGUGGGAAGGGCAGUCACGAGGGGGUGCGAGGGUCACUCACGAGGGGGUGCAAAGGGGCACUCACGAGGGGGUGCAAGGGGCACUCACGAGGGGGUGCGAGGGGCGCUCACGAGGGGGUGCGAGGGGCACUCACGAGGGGGUGGGAAGGGCACUCACGAGAGGGUGCGAGGGGCACUCACGAGGGGGUGCGAGGGGCACUCACGAGGGGGUACGAGGGGCACUCACGAGGGAGUGCGAGGGGCACUCACGAGGGGGUGCGAGGGGCACUCACGAGGGGGUGCAAGGGGCACUCACGAGGGGGUGCGAGGGGGCACUCACGAGGGGGUGCAAAAGGGGCACUCACGAGGGGGUGCAAGGGGCACUCACGAGGGGGUGCGAGGGGCACUUACGAGGGGGUGCAAAGGGCACUCACGAGGGAGUGCGAGGGGCACUCACGAGGGGGGGCACUCACGAGGGGGUGGGAAGGGCAGUCACAAGGGGGUGCGAGGGGGCAGUCACGAGAGGGUGCAAAGGGGCACUCACGAGGGGGGUGCAAGGGGCACUCACGAGGGGGGUGCGAGGGGCGCUCACGAGGGGGGUGCGAGGGGCACUCACGAGGGGGUGGGAAGGGCACUCACGAGGGGGUGCGAGGGGCACUCACGAGGGGGUGCGAGGGGCACUCACGAGGGGGUACGAGGGGCACUCACGAGGGAGUGCGAGGGGCACUCACGAGGGGGUGCGAGGGGCACUCACGAGGGGUGCAAGGGGCACUCACGAGGGGGUGCGAGGGGCACUCACGAGGGGGUGCAAAGGGGCACUCACGAGGGGGUGCAAGGGGCACUCACGAGGGGGUGCGAGGGGCACUCACGAGGGGGUGCAAAGGGCACUCACGAGGGAGUGCGAGGGGCACUCACGAGGGGGUGCGAGGGGCACUCACGAGGGGGUGCAAAAGGCACUAAUGAGGGAGGGCACUCACGAGGGGGUGGGAAGGGCAGUCACGAGGGGGUGCGAGGGGCAGUCACGAGAGGGUGCAAAGGGGGCACUCACGAGGGGGUGCAAGGGGCACUCACGAGGGGGUGCGAGGGGCGCUCACGAGGGGUGCGAGGGGCACUCACGAGGGGGUGGGAAGGGCACUCACGAGGGGGUGCGAGGGGCACUCACGAGGGGGGUGCGAGGGGCACUCACGAGGGGGUACGAGGGGCACUCACGAGGGAGUGCGAGGGGCACUCACGAGGGGGUGCGAGGGGCACUCACGAGGGGGUGCAAGGGGGACUCACGAGGGGGUGCGAGGGGCACUCACGAGGGGGUGCAAAGGGGCACUCACGAGGGGGGGCACUCACGAGGGGGUGCAAGGGGCACUCACGAGGGGGUGCGAGGGGCACUCACGAGGGGGGUGCAAAGUGCACUCACGAGGGAGUGAAAGGGGCACUCACGAGGGGUGCGAGGGGCACUCACGAGGUGGUGCAAAGGGCACUAAUGAGGGAGUGCGAGGGGCACUCACAAGGGGGUGCGAGGGGCACUCACGAGGGGGUGGGAAGGGCAGUCACGAGGGGGUGCGAGGGGCACUCACGAGGGGGUGCAAAGGGGCACUCACGAGGGGGUGCAAGGGGCACUCACGAGGGGGUGGGAAGGGCACUCACGAGGGGGUGCGAGGGGCACUCACGAGGGGGUGCGAGGGGCACUAACGAGGGGGUACGAGGGGCACUCACGAGGGAGUGCGAGGGGCACUCACGAGGGGGUGCGAGGGGCACUCACGAGGGGGUGGGAAGGGCACUCACGAGGGGGUGCGAGGGGCACUCACGAGGGGGUGCGAGGGGCACUCACGAGGGAGUGCAAGGGGCACUCACGAGGGGGUGCGAGGGGCACUCACGAGGGGGUGCAAAGUGGCACUCACGAAGGGGGGGCAAGGGGCACUCACGAGGGGGUGCGAGGGGCACUCACGAGGGGGGGCAAAGGGCACUCACGAGGGAGUGCGAAGGGCACUCACGAGGGGGUGCGAGGGGCACUCACGAGGGGGUGCAAAGGGCACUAAUGAGGGAGUGCGAGGGGCACUCACAAGGAGGUGCGAGGGGCACUCACGAGGGGGUGGGAAGGGCAGUCACGAGGGGGUGCGAGGGGCACUCACGAGGGGGUGCAAAGGGGCACUCACGAGGGGGUGCAAGGGGCACUCACGAGGGGGUGGGAAGGGCACUCACGAGGGGGUGCGAUGGGCACUCACGAGGGGGUGCGAGGGGCACUCACGAGGGGGUGCGAGGGGCACUCACGAGGGGGUACGAGGGGCACUCACGAGGGAGUGCGAAGGGCACUCACGAGGGGGUGCGAGGGGCACUCUCGAGGGGGUGCAAGGGGCACUCACGAGGGGGUGCGAGGGGCACUCACGAGGGGGUGGGAAGGGCACUCACGAGGGGGUGUGAGGGGCACUCACGAGGGGGUGCAAAGGGGCACUCACGAGGGGUGCAAGGGGCACUUACGAGCGGGUGCGAGGGGCACUCACGAGGGGGUGUAAAGGGCACUCACGAGGGAGUGCGAGGGGCACUCACGAGGGGGUGCGAGGGGCACUCACGAGGGGGUGGGAAGGGCACUCACGAGGGGGUGCGAGGGGCACUCACGAGAGGGUGCAAAGGGGCACUCACGAGGGGGUGCAAGGGGCACUCACGAGGGGGUGCGAGGGGCACUCACGAGAGGGUGCAAAGGGCACUCACGAGGGAGUGCGAGGGGCACUCACGAGGGGGUGCGAGGGGCACUCACGAGGGGGUGCAAAGGGCACUAAUGAGGGAGUGCAAGGGGCACUCACGAGGGGGUGCGAGGGGCACUCACGAGGGGGUGGGAAGGGCACUCACGAGGGGGUGCGAGGGGCACUCACGAGGGGGUGCAAAGGGCACUCACGAGGGGGUUCAAGGGGCACUCACGAGGGGGUGCGAGGGGCGCUCACGAGGGGGUGCGAGGGGCACUCACGAGGGGGUGGGAAGGGCACUCACGAGAGGGUGCGAGGGGCACUCACGAGGGGGUGCGAGGGGCACUCACGAGGGGGUACGAGGGGCACUCACGAGGGAGUGCGAGGGGCACUCACGAGGGGGUGCGAGGGGCACUCACGAGGGGGUGCAAGGGGCACUCACGAGGGGGUGCGAGGGGCACUCACGAGGGGGUGCAAAGGGGGACUCACGAGGGGGUGGGAAGGGCACUCACAAGGGGGUGCAAAGGGGCACUCACGAGGGGGUGCAAGGGGCACUCACGAGGGGGUGGGAAGGGCACUCACGAGGGGGUGCGAUGGGCACUCACGAGGGGGUGCGAGGGGCACUCACGAGGGGGUGCGAGGGGCACUCACGAGGGGGUACGAGGGGCACUCACGAGGGAGUGCGAGGGGCACUCACGAGGGGGUGCGAGGGGCACUCACGAGGGGGUGCAAGGGGAACUCAUGAGGGGGUGCGAGGGGCACUCACGAGGGGGUGGGAAGGGCACUCACGAAGGGGUGUGAGGGGCACUCACGAGGGGGUGCAAAGGGGCACUCACGAGGGGGUGCAAGGGGCACUCACGAGCGGGUGCGAGGGGCACUCACGAGGGGGUGCCAAGGGCACUCACGAGGGAGUGCGAGGAGCACUCACGAGGGGGUGCGAGGGGCACUCACGAGGGGGUGGGAAGGGCACUCACGAGGGGGUGCGAGGGGCACUCACGAGGGGGUGCAAAGGGGCACUCACGAGGGGGUUCAAGGGGCACUCACGAGGGGGUGCGAGGGGCGCUCACGAGGGGGUGCGAGGGGCACUCACGAGGGGGUGGGAAGGGCACUCACGAGAGGGUGCGAGGGGCACUCACGAGGGGGUGCGAGGGGCACUCACGAGGGGGUACGAGGGGCACUCACGAGGGAGGGCACUCACGAGGGGGUGCAAGGGGCACUCACGAGCGGGUGCGAGGGGCACUCACGAGGGGGUGCCAAGGGCACUCACGAGGGAGUGCGAGGGAGCACUCACGAGGGGGUGCGAGGGGCACUCACGAGGGGGUGGGAAGGGCACUCACGAGGGGGUGCGAGGGGCACUCACGAGGGGGUGCAAACGGGCACUCACGAGGGGGUACGAGGGGCACUCACGAGGGGGUGGGAAGGGCACUCACGAAGGGGUGCGAGGGGCACUCACGAGGGGGUGCAAAGGGGCACUCACGAGGGGGUGCAAGGGGCACUCACGAGGGGGUGAGAAGGGCACUCACGAGGGGGUGCGAUGGGCACUCACGAGGGGGUGCGAGGGGCACUCACGAGGGGGUGCGAGGGGCACUCACGAGGGGGUACGAGGGGCACUCACGAGGGAGUGCGAGGGGGCACUCACGAGGGGGGUGGGAAGGGCAGUCACGAGGGGGUGCGAGGGGCACUCACGAGGGGGUGCAAAGGGGCACUCACGAGGGGGUGCAAGGGGCACUCACGAGGGGGUGCGAGGGGCGCUCACGAGGGGGUGCGAGGGGCACUCACGAGGGGGUGGGAAGGGCACUCACGAGAGGGUGCGAGGGGCACUCACGAGGGGGUGCGAGGGGCACUCACGAGGGGGGUACGAGGGGCACUCACGAGGGAGUGCGAGGGGCACUCACGAGGGGGUGCGAGGGCACUCACGAGGGGGUGCAAGGGGCACUCACGAGGGGGUGCGAGGGGCACUCACGAGGGGGUGGGAAGGGCACUCACGAGGGGGGCACUCACGAGGGGGUGGGAAGGGCAGUCACGAGGGGGUGCGAGGGGCACUCACGAGGGGGUGCAAAGGGGCACUCACGAGGGGGUGCAAGGGGCACUCACGAGGGGGUGCGAGGGGCGCUCACGAGGGGGUGCGAGGGGCACUCACGAGGGGGUGGGAAGGGCACUCACGAGAGGGUGCGAGGGGCACUCACGAGGGGGUGCGAGGGGCACUCACGAGGGGGUACGAGGGGCACUCACGAGGGGAGUGCGAGGGGCACUCACGAGGGGGUGCGAGGGGCACUCACGAGGGGGUGCAAAGGGGCACUCACGAGGGGGGUGCGAGGGGCACUCACGAGGGGGUGCAAAGGGCACUAACGAGGGAGUGCGAGGGGCACUCACGAGGGGGUGCGAGGGGCACUCACGAGGGGGUGCAAAGGGGCACUCACGAGGGGGUGCAAGGGGCACUCACGAGGGGGUGCGAGGGGCACUCACGAGGGGGUGCAAAGGGCACUCACGAGGGAGUGAAAGGGGCACUCACGAGGGGGUGCGAGGGGCACUCACGAGGUGGUGCAAAGGGCACUAAUGAGGGAGUGCGAGGGGCACUCACAAGGGGGUGCGAGGGGCACUCACGAGGGGGUGGGAAGGGCAGUCACGAGGGGGUGCGAGGGGCACUCACGAGGGGGUGCAAAGGGGCACUCACGAGGGGGUGCAAGGGGCACUCACGAGGGGGGUGGGAAGGGCACUCACGAGGGGGUGCGAGGGGCACUCACGAGGGGGUGCGAGGGGCACUAACGAGGGGGUACGAGGGGCACUCACGAGGGAGUGCGAGGGGCACUCACGAGGGGGGGCACUCACGAGGGAGUGCAAGGGGCACUCACGAGGGGGUGCGAGGGGCACUCACGAGGGGGUGCAAAGUGGCACUCACGAAGGGGGGGCAAGGGGCACUCACGAGGGGGUGCGAGGGGCACUCACGAGGGGGGGCAAAGGGCACUCACGAGGGAGUGCGAAGGGCACUCACGAGGGGGUGCGAGGGGCACUCACGAGGGGGUGCAAAGGGCACUAAUGAGGGAGUGCGAGGGGCACUCACAAGGAGGUGCGAGGGGCACUCACGAGGGGGUGGGAAGGGCAGUCACGAGGGGGUGCGAGGGGCACUCACGAGGGGGUGCAAAGGGGCACUCACGAGGGGGUGCAAGGGGCACUCACGAGGGGGUGGGAAGGGCACUCACGAGGGGUGCGAUGGGCACUCACGAGGGGGUGCGAGGGGCACUCACGAGGGGGUGCGAGGGGCACUCACGAGGGGGUACGAGGGGCACUCACGAGGGAGUGCGAAGGGCACUCACGAGGGGGUGCGAGGGGCACUCUCGAGGGGGUGCAAGGGGCACUCACGAGGGGGUGCGAGGGGCACUCACGAGGGGGUGGGAAGGGCACUCACGAGGGGGUGUGAGGGGCACUCACGAGGGGGUGCAAAGGGGCACUCACGAGGGGGUGCAAGGGGCACUUACGAGCGGGUGCGAGGGGCACUCACGAGGGGGUGUAAAGGGCACUCACGAGGGAGUGCGAGGGGCACUCACGAGGGGGUGCGAGGGGCACUCACGAGGGGGUGGGAAGGGCACUCACGAGGGGGUGCGAGGGGCACUCACGAGAGGGUGCAAAGGGGCACUCACGAGGGGGUGCAAGGGGCACUCACGAGGGGGUGCGAGGGGCACUCACGAGAGGGUGCAAAGGGCACUCACGAGGGAGUGCGAGGGGCACUCACGAGGGGGUGCGAGGGGCACUCACGAGGGGGUGCAAAGGGCACUAAUGAGGGAGUGCAAGGGGCACUCACGAGGGGGUGCGAGGGGCACUCACGAGGGGGUGGGAAGGGCACUCACGAGGGGGUGCGAGGGGCACUCACGAGGGGGUGCAAAGGGGCACUCACGAGGGGGUUCAAGGGGCACUCACGAGGGGGUGCGAGGGGCGCUCACGAGGGGGUGCGAGGGGCACUCACGAGGGGGUGGGAAGGGCACUCACGAGAGGGUGCGAGGGGCACUCACGAGGGGGUGCGAGGGGCACUCACGAGGGGGUACGAGGGGCACUCACGAGGGAGUGCGAGGGGCACUCACGAGGGGGUGCGAGGGGCACUCACGAGGGGGUGCAAGGGGCACUCACGAGGGGGUGCGAGGGGCACUCACGAGGGGGUGGGAAGGGCACUCACGAAGGGGUGUGAGGGGCACUCACGAGGGGGGUGCAAAGGGGCACUCACGAGGGGGUGCAAGGGGCACUCACGAGCGGGUGCGAGGGGCACUCACGAGGGGGUGCCAAGGGCACUCACGAGGGAGUGCGAGGAGCACUCACGAGGGGGUGCGAGGGGCACUCACGAGGGGGUGGGAAGGGCACUCACGAGGGGGUGCGAGGGGCACUCACGAGGGGGUGCAAACGGGCACUCACGAGGGGGUACGAGGGGCACUCACGAGGGGGUGGGAAGGGCACUCACGAAGGGGUGCGAGGGGCACUCACGAGGGGGUGCAAAGGGGCACUCACGAGGGGGUGCAAGGGGCACUCACGAGGGGGUGAGAAGGGCACUCACGAGGGGGUGCGAUGGGCACUCACGAGGGGGUGGGAAGGGCACUCACGAGGGGGUGCGAGGGGCACUCACGAGGGGGUGCAAACGGGCACUCACGAGGGGGUACGAGGGGCACUCACGAGGGGGUGGGAAGGGCACUCACGAAGGGGUGCGAGGGGCACUCACGAGGGGGUGCAAAGGGGCACUCACGAGGGGGUGCAAGGGGCACUCACGAGGGGGUGAGAAGGGCACUCACGAGGGGGUGCGAUGGGCACUCACGAGGGGGUGCGAGGGGCACUCACGAGGGGGUGCGAGGGGCACUCACGAGGGGGUGGGAAGGGCACUCACGAGGGGGUGCGAGGGGCACUCACGAGGGGGUGCAAACGGGCACUCACGAGGGGGUACGAGGGGCACUCACGAGGGGGUGGGAAGGGCACUCACGAAGGGGUGCGAGGGGCACUCACGAGGGGGUGCAAAGGGGCACUCACGAGGGGGUGCAAGGGGCACUCACGAGGGGGUGAGAAGGGCACUCACGAGGGGGUGCGAUGGGCACUCACGAGGGGGUGCGAGGGGCACUCACGAGGGGGUGCGAGGGGCACUCACGAGGGGGUACGAGGGGCACUCACGAGGGAGUGCGAGGGGCACUCACGAGGGGGUGCGAGGGGCACUCACGAGGGGGUGCAAGGGGCACUCACGAGGGGGUGCGAGGGGCACUCACGAGGGGGUGGGAAGGGCACUCACGAGGGGGUGUGAGGGGCACUCACGAGGGGGUGCAAAGGGGCACUCACGAGGGGGUGCAAGGGGCACUCACGAGCGGGUGCGAGGGGCACUUACGAGGGGGUGCAAAGGGCACUCACGAGGGAGUGCGAGGGGCACUCACGAGGGGGUGCGAGGGGCACUCACGAGGGGGUGCGAGGGGCAGUCACGAGGGGGUGCAAGGGGCACUCACGAGGGGGUGCGAGGAGCACUCACGAGGGGGUGCAAAGGGGCACUCACGAGGGGGUGCGAGGGGCACUCACGAGGGGGGCACUCACGAGGGGGUGUGAGGGGCACUCACGAGGGGGGUGCAAAGGGGCACUCACAAGGGGGUGCAAGGGGCACUCACGAGGGGGUGCGAGGGGCACUCACGAGGGGGUGCAAAAGGGCACUCACGAGGGAGUGCGAGGGGCACUCACGAGGGGGUGCGAGGGGCACUCACGAGGGGGUGCAAAAGGCACUAAUGAGGGAGUGCAAGGGGCACUCACAAGGGGGUGCGAGGGGCACUCACGAGGGGGUGGGAAGGGCAGUCACGAGGGGGUGCGAGGGGCACUCACGAGGGGGUGCAAAGGGGCACUCACGAGGGGGUGCAAGGGGCACUCACGAGGGGGUGCGAGGGGCGCUCACGAGGGGGUGCGAGGGGCACUCACGAGGGGGUGGGAAGGGCACUCACGAGAGGGUGCGAGGGGCACUCACGAGGGGGUGCGAGGGGCACUCACGAGGGGGUACGAGGGGCACUCACGAGGGAGUGCGAGGGGCACUCACGAGGGGGUGCGAGGGGCACUCACGAGGGGGUGCAAAGGGGCACUCACGAGGGGGUGCGAGGGGCACUCACGAGGGGGUGCAAAGGGCACUAACGAGGGAGUGCGAGGGGCACUCACGAGGGGGUGCGAGGGGCACUCACGAGGGGGUGCAAAGGGGCACUCACGAGGGGGUGCAAGGGGCACUCACGAGGGGGUGCGAGGGGCACUCACGAGGGGGUGCAAAGGGCACUCACGAGGGAGUGAAAGGGGCACUCACGAGGGGGUGCGAGGGGCACUCACGAGGUGGUGCAAAGGGCACUAAUGAGGGAGUGCGAGGGGCACUCACAAGGGGGGGCACUCACGAGGGGGUGCAAGGGGCCUCACGAGGGGGUGGGAAGGGCACUCACGAGGGGGGUGCGAGGGGCACUCACGAGGGGGUGCGAGGGGCACUAACGAGGGGGUACGAGGGGCACUCACGAGGGAGUGCGAGGGGCACUCACGAGGGGGUGCGAGGGGCACUCACGAGGGGGUGGGAAGGGCACUCACGAGGGGGUGCGAGGGGCACUCACGAGGGGGUGCGAGGGGCACUCACGAGGGAGUGCAAGGGGCACUCACGAGGGGGUGCGAGGGGCACUCACGAGGGGGUGCAAAGUGGCACUCACGAAGGGGGGCAAGGGGCACUCACGAGGGGGUGCGAGGGGCACUCACGAGGGGGGGCAAAGGGCACUCACGAGGGAGUGCGAAGGGCACUCACGAUGGGGUGCGAGGGGCACUCACGAGGGGGUGCAAAGGGCACUAAUGAGGGAGUGCGGGGGCACUCACAAGGAGGUGCGAGGGGCACUCACGAGGGGGUGGGAAGGGCAGUCACGAGGGGGUGCGAGGGGCACUCACGAGGGGGUGCAAAGGGGCACUUCCAACGAGGGGGUGCAAGGGGCACUCACGAGGGGGUGGGAAGGGCACUCACGAGGGGGUGCGAUGGCACUCACGAGGGGGUGCGAGGGGCACUCACGAGGGGGUGCGAGGGGCACUCACGAGGGGGUACGAGGGGCACUCACGAGGGAGUGCGAAGGGCACUCACGAGGGGGUGCGAGGGGCACUCUCGAGGGGGUGCAAGGGGCACUCACGGGGGUGCGAGGGGCACUCACGAGGGGGUGGGAAGGGCACUCCACCGAGGGGGUGUGAGGGGCACUCACGAGGGGGUUGCAAAGGGGCACUCUACGAGGGGGGUGCAAGGGGCACUUACGAGCGGGUGCGAGGGGCACUCACGAGGGGGUGUAAAGGGCACUCACGAGGGAGUGCGAGGGGCCACUCACGAGGGGGUGCGAGGGGCACUCACGAGGGGGUACGAGGGGCACUCACGAGGGAGUGCGAAGGGCACUCACGAGGGGGUGCGAGGGCACUCUCGAGGGGGUGCAAGUGGCACUCACGAGGGGGUGCGAGGGGCACUCACGAGGGGGUGGGAAGGGCACUCACGAGGGGGUGUGAGGGGCACUCACGAGGGGGUGCAAAGGGGCACUCACGAGGGGGUGCAAGGGGCACUUACGAGCGGGGGCACUCACGAGGGGGUUCAAGGGGCACUCACGAGGGGGUGCGAGGGGCGCUCACGAGGGGGUGCGAGGGGCACUCACGAGGGGGUGGGAAGGGCACUCACGAGAGGGUGCGAGGGGCACUCACGAGGGGGUGCGAGGGGCACUCACGAGGGGGUACGAGGGGCACUCACGAGGGAGUGCGAGGGGCACUCACGAGGGGGUGCGAGGGGCACUCACGAGGGGGUGCAAGGGGCACUCACGAGGGGGUGCGAGGGGCACUCACGAGGGGGUGCAAAGGGGGGACUCACGAGGGGGUGGGAAGGGCACUCACAAGGGGGUGCAAAGGGGCACUCACGAGGGGGGUGCAAGGGGCACUCACGAGGGGGUGGGAAGGGCACUCACGAGGGGGUGCGAUGGGCACUCACGAGGGGGUGCGAGGGCACUCACGAGGGGGUGCGAGGGGCACUCACGAGGGGGUACGAGGGGCACUCACGAGGGAGUGCGAGGGGCACUCACGAGGGGGUGCGAGGGGCACUCACGAGGGGUGCAAGGGGCACUCAUGAGGGGGUGCGAGGGGCACUCACGAGGGGGUGGGAAGGGCACUCACGAAGGGGUGUGAGGGGCACUCACGAGGGGGUGCAAAGGGGGCACUCACGAGGGGGUGCAAGGGGCACUCACGAGCGGGUGCGAGGGGCACUCACGAGGUGGGUGCCAAGGGCACUCACGAGGGAGUGCGAGGAGCACUCACGAGGGGGUGCGAGGGGCACUCACGAGGGGGUGGGAAGGGGCACUCACGAGGGGGUGCGAGGGGCACUCACGAGGGGGGUGCAAAGGGGCACUCACGAGGGGGUUCAAGGGGCACUCACGAGGGGGUGCGAGGGGCGCUCACGAGGGGGUGCGAGGGGCCACUCACGAGGGGGUGGGAAGGGCACUCACGAGAGGGUGCGAGGGGCACUCACGAGGGGGUGCGAGGGGCACUCACGAGGGGGUACGAGGGGGCACUCACGAGGGAGUGCGAGGGGCACUCACGAGGGGAUGCGAGGGGCACUCACGAGGGGUUGCAAGGGGCACUCACGAGGGGGUGCGAGGGGCACUCACGAGGGGGUGCAAAGGGGCACUCACGAGGGGGUGGAAGGGCACUCACAAGGGGGGUGCAAAGGGGCACUCACGAGGGGGUGCAAGGGGCACUCACGAGGGGGUGGAGGGCACUCACGAGGGGGUGCGAUGGGCACUCACGAGGGGGUGCGAGGGGCACUCACGAGGGGGUGCGAGGGGCACCUCACGAGGGGGUACGAGGGGCACUCACGAGGGAGUGCGAGGGGCACUCACGAGGGGGUGCGAGGGGCACUCACGAGGGGUGCAAGGGGCACUCAUGAGGGGGGGCACUCACGAGGGGGUGCAAGGGGCACUCACGAGCGGGUGCGAGGGGGCACUCACGAGGGGGUGCCAAGGGCACUCACGAGGGGAGUGCCGAGGAGCACUCACGAGGGGGUGCGAGGGGCACUCACGAGGGGGUGGGAAGGGCACUCACGAGGGGGUGCGAGGGGCACUCACGAGGGGGUGCAAAACGGGCACUCACGAGGGGGUACGAGGGGCACUCACGAGGGGGUGGGAAGGGCACUCACGAAGGGGUGCGAGGGGCACUCACGAGGGGGUGCAAAGGGGCACUCACGAGGGGGUGCAAGGGGCACUCACGAGGGGGUGAGAAGGGCACUCACGAGGGGGUGCGAUGGGCACUCACGAGGGGGUGCGAGGGGCACUCACGAGGGGGUGCGAGGGGCACUCACGAGGGGGUACGAGGGGCACUCACGAGGGAGUGCGAGGGGCACUCACGAGGGGGUGCGAGGGGCACUCACGAGGGGGUGCAAGGGGCACUCACGAGGGGGUGCGAGGGGCACUCACGAGGGGGUGGGAAGGGCACUCACGAGGGGGUGUGAGGGGCACUCACGAGGGGGUGCAAAGGGGCACUCACGAGGGGGUGCAAGGGGCACUCACGAGCGGGGGCACUCACAAGGGGGUGCGAGGGGCACUCACGAGGGGGUGGGAAGGGCAGUCACGAGGGGGUGCGAGGGGCACUCACGAGGGGGUGCAAAGGGGCACUCACGAGGGGGUGCAAGGGGCACUCACGAGGGGGUGCGAGGGGCGCUCACGAGGGGGUGCGAGGGGCACUCACGAGGGGGUGGGAAGGGCACUCACGAGAGGGUGCGAGGGGGCACUCACGAGGGGGUGCGAGGGGCACUCACGAGGGGGUACGAGGGGCACUCACGAGGGAGUGCGAGGGGCACUCACGAGGGGGUGCGAGGGGCACUCACGAGGGGGUGCAAAGGGGCACUCACGAGGGGGUGCGAGGGGCACUCACGAGGGGGUGCAAAGGGCACUAACGAGGGAGUGCGAGGGGCACUCCGAGGGGGUGCGAGGGGCACUCACGAGGGGGUGCAAAGGGGCACUCACGAGGGGGUGCAAGGGGCACUCACGAGGGGGUGCGAGGGGCACUCACGAGGGGGUGCAAAGGGCACUCACGAGGGAGUGAAAGGGGCACUCACGAGGGGGUGCGAGGGGCACUCACGAGGUGGUGCAAAGGGCACUAAUGAGGGAGUGCGAGGGGCACUCACAAGGGGGUGCGAGGGGCACUCACGAGGGGGUGGGAAGGGCAGUCACGAGGGGGUGCGAGGGGCACUCACGAGGGGGGUGAAAGGGGCACUCACGAGGGGGUGCAAGGGGCACUCACGAGGGGGUGGGAAGGGCACUCACGAGGGGGUGCGAGGGGCACUCACGAGGGGGGGCACUCACGAGGGGGUGGGAAGGGCACUCACGAGGGGGUGCGAGGGGCACUCACGAGGGGUGCGAGGGGCACUCACGAGGGAGUGCAAGGGGCACUCACGAGGGGUGCGAGGGGCACUCACGAGGGGGUGCAAAGUGGCACUCACGAAGGGGGGGCAAGGGGCACUCACGAGGGGGUGCGAGGGGCACUCACGAGGGGGGGGCAAAGGGCACUCACGAGGGAGUGCGAAGGGCACUCACGAGGGGGGUGCGAGGGGCACUCACGAGGGGGUGCAAAGGGCACUAACGAGGGAGUGCGAGGGGCACUCACAAGGAGGUGCGAGGGGCACUCACGAGGGGGGUGGAAGGGCAGUCACGAGGGGGUGCGAGGGGCACUCACGAGGGGGUGCAAAGGGGCACUCACGAGGGGUGCAAGGGGCACUCACGAGGGGGGGUGAAGGGCACUCACGAGGGGGUGCGAUGGGCACUCACGAGGGGGUGCGAGGGGCACUCACGAGGGGGUGCGAGGGGCACUCACGAGGGGGUACGAGGGGCACUCACGAGGGAGUGCGAAGGGCACUCACGAGGGGGUGCGAGGGGCACUCUCGAGGGGGGGUGCAAGGGGCACUCGGAGGGGUGUGCGAGGGGCACUCACGAGGGGGUGGGAAGGGCACUCACGAGGGGGUGUGGAGGGGCACUCACGAGGGGGUGCAAAGGGGCACUCACGAGGGGGUGCAAGGGGCACUCACGAGCGGGUGCGAGGGGCACUCACGAGGGGGUGUAAAGGGCACUCACGAGGGAGUGCGAGGGGCACUCACGAGGGGGUGCGAGGGGCACUCACGAGGGGGUGGGAAGGGCACUCACGAGGGGGUGCGAGGGGCACUCACGAGGGGGUGCAAAGGGGCACUCACGAGGGGGUGCAAGGGGCACUCACGAGGGGGUGCGAGGGGCACUCACGAGGGGGUGCAAAGGGCACUCACGAGGGAGUGCGAGGGGCACUCACGAGGGGGUGCGAGGGGCACUCACGAGGGGGUGCAAAGGGCACUCACGAGGGGGUGCAAGGGGCACUCACGAGGGGGUGCGAGGGGCACUCACGAGGGGGUGGGAAGGGCACUCACGAGGGGGUGCGAGGGGCACUCACGAGGGGGUGCAAAGGGGCACUCACGAGGGGGUUCAAGGGGCACUCACGAGGGGGUGCGAGGGGCACUCACGAGGGGGUGCGAGGGGCACUCACGAGGGGGGGGAAGGGCACUCACGAGAGGGUGCGAGGGGCACUCACGAGGGGGUGCGAGGGGCACUCACGAGGGGGUACGAGGGGCACUCACGAGGGAGUGCGAGGGGCACUCACGAGGGGGUGCGAGGGGCACUCACGAGGGGGUGCAAGGGCACUCACGAGGGGGUGCGAGGGGCACUCACGAGGGGGUGGGAAGGGCACUCACGAAGGGGUGCGAGGGGCACUCACGAGGGGUGCAAAGGGGCACUCACGAGGGGUGCAAGGGGCACUCACGAGGGGGUGCGAGGGGCACUCACGAGGGGGUGCCAAGGGCACUCACGAGGGAGUGCGAGGGGCACUCACGAGGGG
This is a messenger RNA of Closterium sp. Naga37s-1, 21835 nucleotides long. NCBI's taxonomy places the organism in Eukaryota, Viridiplantae, Streptophyta, Zygnematophyceae, Desmidiales, Closteriaceae. The record is from the annotation of a GenBank genome assembly.